ACUCUUUCAAUGUCUACUGCUGCAAUUUCUGCUUACAGGCAAGCCUUGAGGGCCACCCGCCUUGCCUUUCAGAACGACAUCCCAGUGUUGUCUGCCGCAAGAACACAAAUAAGGCAAGGUUUUGACAACCACAGGAGCUUACAAGAACAAGAACAAAUCGAUGAAGAGAUCAAGAAGAUGAAUGAAAUAAGCACUUUCUUAGUCAAAAACAUCGUCCAGGGCGAAAAGAGAGUAGAAGGGAACAAAGACAGAUACUACUUGAAAUUUCAUGACAAAACUGAGUUGGGUGACAAUGAAACCAUCAAGCAAGCCGGUAGAGCCAACAUGGGGUCCUUGGCUGGUGUUAAGGCCAAGAAGUGUAGUUAG
Suhomyces tanzawaensis NRRL Y-17324 is the source of this 366-nucleotide messenger RNA. RefSeq lists its product as uncharacterized. The record is from RefSeq and is a predicted model, not a curated record. The transcript has a single exon. Gene Ontology annotation, biological process: mitochondrial respiratory chain complex III assembly. The annotation marks the transcript as partial. Lineage: Eukaryota; Fungi; Ascomycota; Pichiomycetes; Serinales; Debaryomycetaceae.